Messenger RNA from Xiphias gladius (swordfish), 1609 nucleotides. RefSeq names its product ankyrin repeat and SOCS box protein 12-like. Bases 122 to 1036 code for a protein of 304 amino acids. Gene Ontology annotation, molecular function: transcription cis-regulatory region binding; protein binding. Gene Ontology annotation, biological process: regulation of barbed-end actin filament capping; positive regulation of transcription by RNA polymerase II; intracellular signal transduction. The transcript is spliced from 3 exons. NCBI's taxonomy places the organism in Eukaryota, Metazoa, Chordata, Actinopteri, Istiophoriformes, Xiphiidae. Gene Ontology annotation, cellular component: nucleus; cytoplasm. The record is from RefSeq and is a predicted model, not a curated record.
AUCGUAGGUUGGCUAAUAUAAAACCAAGAAAACAUAGUAGAAUAGCUUUUUUUACGGUGCUAAAAAUCAUUUAAAAGCAAGGAAACGCUAAGUUUGUAACUCGAACUUUGCAGCAGGUUCUAUGCUCCGAUUAAGGACCUCUGAAGAAGAAGAACGUGGUUGUGAAAUAUCCCAGCUCAGACAAGCAGUGUUACAAAACAAUGACAGACUCCUUGAUGAGAUGCUCUGCCAAGAAAUCUACAAGAAAGUCAUCAACUGCAGAGGUGGUUGGGGCAUUGCAGGCACGCCUCUGCAUGCUGCUGUGUCUAAAGGCCAUCUCAGCUGUCUGCAGGUCCUGCUAGCCCAUGGUGCCCUGGUAGACUGCGUGGAUGUCAAGGCUCAGACCCCCCUCUUCGCAGCCGUUCGUGGGAAGUACCUGGACUGUGUCUUAGCGCUCCUAGGAGCAGGCGCCAACCCUAACGGGAACUUGUCCAACAACUGCUCCCCCGUCCUCACUGCUGCUCGGGAGGGUGAUGUGGAGAUAUUAAAGGAACUGCUUAAACAUGGCGCAGAGGUGAACUCCCGUUCCAAAGUCUUGCUCUGGACCUCCAGUGCCAGGGUGACGAGCGGGCCACUGUACCUGGCAGCCGUGUACGGACACAUGGAGUGUUUCAGACUGCUGCUCCUCUAUGGGGCAGACCCAGAUUACAACUGUACAGAUGGAAAGCUGCUGAGUUCUAUCAAGCAGCCUAAAACGGUGCUGGAGAUGUGUCUCAGGCACGGCUGUGGCGUGGAGUACAUCCAGCUUCUCAUCGACUUCGGCGCAAACGUCUACCUCCCUACGCUGAUCAUCGAGAAGUCCACAAAGCAGAACGAGGCUGUGGAGCUGCUUCUGCGCGAAAGAGGUAAUCCAAAAGCCCUGAUGUCACAGUGCCGACUCGCUGUCAGAAGAUACCUCAAAAAGAUCAACAAGAUCCACUGUAUCGAUCAGCUGGAAAUGCCAACAAGUCUCAUUAACUUCUUGCAACACAAAGUGGUCCCAGUAACUGUUCUGUAGCUAAGUGAGCUGGAGGCUAGUUGUGUAAAUUCAUUUUUAUUUUAGCUAAACCUUUUGUUUUAUUUGCAGAUUUUGGACCACCUUUGUUUUUUUUGGUUUUUUUUAAUGCCUCCUGUCCAUUCAUGUGCUGUUCUGUUAAGACAGAAAAGUCAAAACAUUAAAUGUGUGGAUAAAUAGUGUGUUCUUCUGUUUUACUCUCAGUACUUACCCUUUAGCUGUUGGAAAACCUCUGAAGGAAGCUGUUUCUUGGAGUUGCAGCAGUUUAUCACAUGUUCAUCACCAGUUAGUUUAUUAUUUUAGAGGAGCUUUUUCCUCUUCUGAAAACUCGAAGUUUGCCUCACUCCAGCUUCCCCUUGUACUAGAUCAGGGUCAGUAUGUUUAAAGCUGCUCAGAGUAAAAUUUUGCAGUUCUGCGUACCAAUCUUUGAAGAAAACUUAAUUCUGCAUUUAUUCUUAGAAUUAAAAGUAAGAGCCACAAAUAACUUUGUGUUAAUACUUGGACUCAACUCCAGAAUAAUUUAAUAAACCACCAGAAGUUUCCUCAUUCAGUAAGCAUUGACCAGCAGAAGCAGCA